Molecule: messenger RNA, 3115 nt
Organism: Vitrella brassicaformis
Lineage: Eukaryota; Vitrellaceae
Source: the annotation of a GenBank genome assembly
GGUUUUUCCCGCUAUUGGAUGCACUGUUGGUGUCCUCACACUUGCCGUAUGUCAGAAAUCGCCGUCCGCAAGAGAAUCUGAAGCAAUUGAUCUGAAGCACCGGUUGGAGCGAACACACACGCACACACAGGGAGACGAUGAAGCAAAUGCUGUGUGUGUUUCUCCCCCAUUGCUUGUCUUCAGGUGUGUGUGGGGUGGUCGGUUCGUUGACCUGUUUGUUUGUUGAGGGAUGAGUGACGCCGCAUUCCUGCAGAAGAAGAAGGAGGCCCAGCCUGCCGGGCAUGAGAGGCUAGGCCUGCCUGCCUCACGGCAAGCUUUUCCCCCCUCUGGUACUGGUACAGCUGCUGACAUGACCCCUUCCCCUUCAUCGCGGCUCAACACGCUGAGGGACACUAUCACCACUUACGCCAACACCGUCGAGCGGUCGGAGAGGCGGCGGGCGUCCGUGUGGCGGCAUCUGCAUCUGGCCUAUCGAGUGGUGGGGUUCUUCUGCUUCUUCUACUUGUUUCUCGUCGCCUUGAAGUUCCUGACGGUUUCGCUCCUGCUGCUGAGUGUGACCUUCAUCGGGCCGAUGAUAGAAAGGUCGCUGGACCAGCCCUUCUUGCUCAGCAUGUUUGUGGGAGUCAUCGUGUCGACCUGCAUGCUCAGCCACACCACGGCCAGCUCAAUCCUGGUCAGCAUGGUCGCCACGCAGCACAAGGCACUCAGCGUCAGGCACGCCAUCCCCCUGCUGCUCGGGUGAGCUCUCGCUUAACCAGCAGCACGAUCGAUGACACUUAUGUGGGUGUUCGGUUCUCUCGAUGUGUCUGUGUGUCUGUGUGUUUGCAGAGCCAACAUCGGCACAACGAUCGGCCCGCUGCUGGUGUCGUUCACUCAGGUGUCGCAGGCAGCCGAUUUCAAGAACGCCUUCCGGUCAGCGGCGCUCCACCACAUGGUCAACGCCCUCUCAGUGCUGCUCAUCUUCCCCCUGGAAUGGUCCUCCCACUUCCUCGAGCUGUCCGCCAAGGCCACGGCAAUGGUCAUAUGGCGGCACGGGCACUUCGUGUCGCCCAUUGACGCGAUAGUGUCGCCUUUGCAGCACAUGCUCAUCGAGCUGGACCAUGAGAAGCUCCUCCAGGCGGAGGUGGGUGGGGCGGUGGAGGGGUCUCUGGUGAAGGGCGGCGUGCUGAAGGGGGAGGCGUCUGACAACGUGGCUGGGGCGCUGGUGCUGCUCAUCGCUCUGCUGGGGCUGAUUGUGAGUGCGCUGGGGAUGGUGGGCGUGCUGAGGGGCGUCCUGCCGCUGUGUGCCGACCGACUCGACAGGCAGUAUCGGCUGUCUGGGACGACUGGUCGUGUGGGUGCGGUGGUGGUGGGGCUGGUGUGCACGGUGCUCUUCCACUCGUCGACGGUGGUGGUGUCGCUGAUCGCUCUGCUGGUGGGGGUGGGGACGCUGUCAUUCGUUGACUCUUUCCCGCUCAUACUCGGGGCCAACCUCGGUAAGGAGAGCGAGCAGACAGACAGAGGAGCAACGAAUGCGUAGCUGACGGUCUCGGUGUGUACGUCAGGGUCGACGUUCAUUCCUCUGCUGGCCGCGUCGUUUUUGGGUCGGCAGACGUCGGUUGUGCUGGCCCUUCUUAACUUGUUCUUCAAGACCAUGAUGAUCUGUAUAUGGUCAGGGAGGGAGGGAUGACGGCUGUUGUGUGUGUAUCAUCUGUUGUGUGUGUGUGUGGGCGUGUGUGUGUGUUGGUGUCGUCAGGUAUGUGAUAGUUCCACUGCGUAGCGUGCCGCUGCUUCUGGCCUACAAACUGGGCGGGGUUGUCAUUAUAUGGAGGUGGUAAGCACAGGCAUCAACACAUUCAUCCAUCCAUCCAUCCACUUCAUGUCGUAUGCAGGUUUGCCGUCCUGUACGUUCUCGUGGCGUUCAUCGUCAUCCCCCUCUCCCUCAUCGCCAUCACCACUUGCCUCACUGCAGCCAACCCACUGCUCAUCCUCCUGGGCGUCAUCCUGCUGCUCCUCUUCAUCGCCGCGAGCGUCGGCUCCGUCUGGUGGUGGAAGCGCUGCGGCGGGCGGGAGGCGAGCAUGCGGUGGUUCCACUUCACUGACAUGACGACGUUCGACGUGGAUAGAGACGAGAUCUGGGGAGCUCAUGGCGGCCGGCCAAAUAUGUUUGCCUUCGGGUGAGCGGAGCGGGGCGGGGAGGUGGUCGGUUAGCCGGUUCUCAUCUGUCUCAAUGAUUUGUGUGGGUUCUGUGCGUUCUGUGUGCUGGUGCAGCCAGUCUCCCCGCCCUUCAGCUGCCGCAUCAGAGGUAUCCAGCGAAGCGGACGUGACCGACCGCUCGAGAGACCAGCUGCAGGACCACCACCACCACCACCACCAGGACACACGCACACAACACGUCCUCUCCCCCUCCCUGUCGCUCUCCCUCUCAUCGCCCCGCAUCGUCACGCCAAUGCUGGCACCCAGAUACCUCAACUGUCACCACCAGUACUACAACGAACGACCCACCGCCAAAAGCACCACCACUCAGCCCAGCCACGCCCUCAGCAUCACCGACUCAGAGGGCAGGUUCGACACAAGGUGGUCAGCCGGCUUCGACAGCGGCAGCCUCUCGAGCUCCACAGCUGGCGACCUAGCGGUGGAUGGCCAGCAUGUGCAGGGCGGUGGCCAACAUCGAGGCGUCCUGGGGGCCUGGGUGCAGGGGGGCACACACAUGCAUCAGCCGCCUCAGGCGCAAGAGAGCCAGAGGCCGGCGGGUGAGGGCAGGCGGACUGACGAGGGAGAUGUAGACAGGGGGGGGAGAGGGGGGAGGGAGAUGGGAUGGGUGUGAGAUGAGAGACAGCAAGGCAGGCAGGAAGACAGCCAAGCUUGACAUGACAGGGGUGCUUCCUUCCAUAUGGCUGCUGGCUGAUGAGCAUUUCUUGUGCGCUGCAUGGCGGGCGACCAGCAUCCUGCUGGAUGGAUGGAUGGCUGCUCGUGGGCUGGUUCUUCUUUUUCAACCAUGACUGGCCAUGCGAUGUCAUGCCAUGCGCGCCUGUCCAUCCCUCCCUCUCUCUGUCUGUCUGUCUCUCUUGGGUAGGUAGCAACAGCUCUGGGCUUGGUGGGGGUGGGGUGGGGGCGGAGGUUUUGUACAGUACAC